This is a messenger RNA of Arabidopsis lyrata subsp. lyrata, 1863 nucleotides long. RefSeq lists its product as uncharacterized. Lineage: Eukaryota; Viridiplantae; Streptophyta; Magnoliopsida; Brassicales; Brassicaceae. The coding region runs from base 433 to 1821 and encodes 462 amino acids. The transcript is spliced from 2 exons. The record is from RefSeq and is a predicted model, not a curated record.
UUUCUCUAGAUGGUGAAUAUGAAUUGUGGGAUAAAGAAGUCGAUGCACAUUCUUGAAAUAAUCUGGUCUUAAAGACGAAAAUGGUUUGCCCAUUGGGACAUGUAUUCAAAACUCAUGCAGUGUUUGGGAAGCGCAAAGGUUUUGGUGAGCAUGUCACAGCUGGAACUUGAUUCUUUAAACAUUUUGUUAUUUUCUUAAUUUUCCUUUGGGAUUUGUAUUCCAAGUUCAAGCAUAGGGAAGCUCAAAGGAUUGUGACUCUUGUGGUUUCAUUAUUCUCAUUUACUGUCUGAUAAAAACCCUCUUGAGAUUCGUAACUGCUGGUUCUUCAAUAUAUAGAGGCGCAUCUUCUUGUUCACGUCUUCAUAGCCUAAUAUCUAAAUUCUCAGUUACUGCUCUUCCUUGUUUUGCUCUUACUCGUUUCCUUAACCUACAAUGGCAAGAAGUGCGAAGUUUAGCUUGAAACUUCUCGUUGAUGAGAAGAAAAACAAAGUUGUGUUAGCUGAGGCUGGUCAUGAUUUUGUUGAUGUGCUCUUUGGUCUCUUGACACUCCCAAUGGGGACUAUUGCAAGAUUGCUGGAGAAUCAUCAGAAGUUACCACAAGUCUUAGGUUGUUACAAGAAUCUUAAACAAAGUGUUUCAGAUAUGGUCAUUGAUGAUUUCGAGACCGAGGCUUGCAAGAGUAUGUUGCUUUCUCCAAAGAGUUCGAAGGAGAUCCAUUGCAGAAGACUCAAGUUGAACAUUGAUGAUACUGCGGCCACAACGUUCUAUGUAUGCUCUAAAUUGUAUGAGAGCGACUCAUGUAAGGUAUACAGCAAUUUUUACAACUCAAGAUGUAGCUGUGGAUCUUUGAUGAGCUAUUCGGUUCAGGUUCCAGAAGACGCGCAAGUUCUAGAGUUGUUAGGGAAUGCUGUAGAUGGUGUGUUUGUUAGCUGUAGAUCCUCUUUCAUUGUCACAAAUGAUUUGAAAGUGAUGUUGAACUCUAUUGAUGAAAUAGUGAAGGUGGUCAAUGGCCUAGGAUAUCCAAAUUUAAAUGAGCUGCAGGAAAUGCUCAUUGAUGUUGGCUCUGAAGAGGUGCUGUCUCUACUGGGGAAUUUAUUCACUUCCGAGUCUGCCUUGACAAGCACAUUCCUCAUGAAACAGAGCAUGACAACGAUGCUUCCAUUGCCGCCUCCACCAAUGUUCAAAACUGGAACAGUAGAACAGGGCAGUGGAUGCCAUAUGAAAGUGUUCGUUGGAAAGUUAGACAGGAAGAUUCUUUAUGCUGAGUGCAGUGAAGACUUCAUUGAUUCUCUUCUCACUUUUCUUGUUCUCCCUCUUGAGUCGGCGUCUUCGCUCUCCAAUGACAAUACCAUUUUUGGAUGUGUCAAGAAUUUGUGCAGAUGUGGGUAUAGAAGACAGUUUACUUACAAUCUUGGUCUUCCAGGCUAUUAUACUUGCAGUAAGAAACUGCUUGAGAUUGCCAGUUGCCCUUCACUAGCAUAUGAAUGUUUAAUUCCCCAUAAGUGUUACUCUUCUUCGCUUUUGAAAUGUGCCAGAUGGUUUGAAAGAUCUUUGCUUGGAAAAGGGGAUAAAGUUGUUACUUUGAAUCCUAUUGAUCCAAAGAAUUUCAAGUCUUGCACUUCAAUGAUAGUUGAUAAAGGGUUUGUGAAGAGAAAUACCAAAUUCAUCGUCUCUGAUGACCUGCUUAUCACUCCAAUGAACAAAUUUUCAACCAUUGGCCUGUUAAAGAAGAUGCAGAUUAACAUGAACGACUUCGAGGCUCAAUCGAUUUGCAUUUACAAAGCAGAGGUUUGCUCAUUCUAUAUUUUAUGUUGGUAUUGAUUCUUCUUUAUAGCCUUUUUGCAUCAGCUUAAAUAUUGUGAA